Molecule: messenger RNA, 643 nt
Organism: Oxyura jamaicensis (ruddy duck)
Lineage: Eukaryota; Metazoa; Chordata; Aves; Anseriformes; Anatidae
Gene: LBX2
Product: ladybird homeobox 2
Exons: 1
Biological process (GO): regulation of DNA-templated transcription
Molecular function (GO): DNA-binding transcription factor activity, RNA polymerase II-specific; DNA binding
Source: RefSeq, a predicted model, not a curated record
CGUGUCCCCGCAGGUCGGGAGCCGCUGGGCGCCUUCGGGCACCGCCCGGCCUCCAAGAAGCGGCGCAAGUCGCGGACGGCGUUCACCAACCAGCAGAUCUACGAGCUGGAGAAGCGCUUCCUCUACCAGAAGUACCUCUCCCCGGCCGACCGCGACCAGCUGGCGCAACGGCUGGCGCUGAGCACGGCGCAGGUCAUCACCUGGUUCCAGAACCGCCGCGCCAAGCUCAAGCGCGACCUGGAGGAGAUGCGCGCCGACGUGGCCUCGCUGCAGGCGCUGCCCCCCGCCGCCCUCGAGCAGCUGGCGGCGCUCCCCGAGCCCCCCCGCGCCCCCGCCGCCGCCCCCGCCGCCGGCCCCGAGCCGCCGCCCGCCGCCGAGCUCUCGGAGGAGGAGAUCGACGUCGGGGACUGAGGCAGCGGGGCCGGGCCGGCACCGGGAACUGACCGCGGGCCGCAGCCGGAACGGGGCGGCCGCGCUGCCCCCGCCCCCGCCGGGGGCUUUGGUGCAAUUUCUCUUUUUUGUCUUUUUUUUUUUUUUUUUUAAUUUUAUUUUCUAUCGUGUCUGUCCCGUCGGUCCGCCCGCGAGGCCCGGGCCGCCCCGCGUGUAUAUAUUUUGAAUAAAGGAGACACCUUAUUAACGAGGA